Salvia hispanica is the source of this 1597-nucleotide messenger RNA. Its product is annotated as protein DOWNY MILDEW RESISTANCE 6. Lineage: Eukaryota; Viridiplantae; Streptophyta; Magnoliopsida; Lamiales; Lamiaceae. The record is from RefSeq and is a predicted model, not a curated record.
CCAUUAUUUUUUAAAAUAGAAAACUUGCUAUUUCCGUUUAUUUAAACUCAAAGGCGUUGCGUUCCUUUUUCACUUGUGAAAUGAAGGUGAAGCUUGAGUUGCUCAUUGGGAGUGGAAGACAGUGCUUGAGGCACUCAGCAUCAAUCUGUGAAUAUAAAGGGAAUUUUUGAAAGAUCCAGCCCUCAAUCUGGCUCUUAUCCACCUUGCUCUCUCUGUAAGCUUCCUAAGCCUCAAACUGGGGCCGUUUUUUGACAGUUAUCUAGAGCUUGUUCAACCAUAGUGAAGCUCGGUGCCAUGGAAACAAAGGUCAUUAGUGGAGUCGAGUUCUCAAGCCUCCCUAGUAGCUACAUCCGCCCUGAAUCCGAUAGACCGAGACUAUCUGAAGUUUCAGAGUGCAAUGAUGUUCCUGUCAUCGAUUUGGGUUGUAAAGAUCGUGGCUUGUUAGUGAAACAAAUCGGUGAUGCAUGUCGAGAAUACGGUUUCUUUCAGGUGAUCAAUCAUGGUGUAUCGAAAGAAUUAGUGGAUAGUAUGGUGAAGGUGGCUCAUGAAUUCUUCAGUUUAUCCGUGGAGGAGAAGAUGAAGUUGUACUCAGACGACCCUUCCAAGACUAUGCGACUCUCAACGAGUUUCAACGUGAGGAAGGAGACUGUUCACAAUUGGAGGGACUAUCUUCGGCUCCAUUGUUAUCCCUUGGAGAAAUAUGCGCCCGAAUGGCCUUCUAAUCCCUCUUCUUUCAAGGAUAUUGUAAGCGCGUACUGCAUAGAAGUUCGAGCCCUCGGGUUCAGACUGCAAGAAGCCAUAUCUGAGAGCCUAGGCUUGCAGAAAGACAUUCUAAAGGAUGUAUUGGGAGAACAAGGGCAACACAUGGCCAUCAACUAUUAUCCUGCUUGCCCCGCACCUGAUCUCACGUAUGGACUACCUGCACAUACGGAUCCAAACGCUCUCACCAUUCUGCUCCAAGAUCUGCAAGUGUCUGGCCUUCAAGUUCUUAAGGAUGGUAAAUGGUUAGCAAUAAAACCCCAGCCUGAUGCCUUCGUCAUUAAUCUUGGUGACCAAAUUCAGGCUUUAAGCAAUGGGAAGUAUAGAAGUGUUUGGCACCGAGCUGUUGUAAAUGCAAAUAGAGCUAGACUGUCAGUUGCUUCGUUCCUCUGCCCGUGUGAUUCAGCCAACAUAAGCGCUCCAAAGGAACUGACAACAGGAAAUGAUCAAGCUGUCUACACAGAUUUCACAUAUGCUGAGUAUUACAAGAAGUUCUGGAGCCGGAACCUGGACCAGGAGCACUGUUUGGAACUAUUCAAGAAUUAGUAUUGUGUUUUCCGAUUUGCAUCUCCUCUUCGAAUUCUCUCCCUUGAAAACUUGAUUUUAGCAGUAUUUUGCAUCCGUUGGCUCGUAGGUUUUUCCUGUUUGUGUCAAUGGCAUUCUAUUGUUUUAGCAUAAAGCAGAAGAGCUGCAGAUUUAGUCUCAUGUGUCUUAAAUAUUUCAAUGUUAGUGUGGCUAAGUGUAGUUUUAGUAUGAAUAAGUGUGGUGCCUUAUUGUGUAGCUAUUUUGUUCACUAUACAUACAUAUUGGCAAGGUCAAUAAAUUUAUAUUCCAGUAA